GCUUCGGCGGGGUGCUAUAUCUACUGUAGUACUAAUUGCUUUUAUAACCAGAGACCAAACAGUUCAUAAUUAUCUUGCUAUACUUUCAUGAAAUAGACUGACCUCGAGUUCUCAGUGCCGAUAGUGGCGUUAGUUGGGUAGUUCUCGUUAUCGUGUUAAGGAAAAGGCGGAUUAUAUACCAGACAGAAUCACGUGGCAGCAUUGUGGCGUCAUACGAUAAAAUGAACAUGAUUUGGGCCUGUCAGCGGCUUAACGGAAUAUCAUUAACCUCGUUUAACGGGGGUCUGUUUUCAUUAGAAUGGUCUCCCAUAAGAUAAAGUCGUAUCCGCAGUGUUGUCUGAUUAAUGAAGUAUUGUCUUUGGGUCAUUUGACGUCACUUUAAGCGUCGAGUUGCAACAGACUAACAUGAUUCAUACCUCCGUGUGUGCCAGAAAAUUCCGGCUUCGAAGAUGUUUCAUAGUGUUACUAACAGUUAACUUUACUUAGACUUCUGUAUACAGCAUAGACUUGUUAGUUUUAAACAUGACUUCUAAGGGCUUUAGGCAAAAUAAGGACUCAUUCAUUUUCUUCACAUUAAGUGUGAAUGGUCCAGAACAGGAACGGGUUACUGAAAUCAGUCUUGUCAGUAUAUUCGGUUAUGAGCUUACCAGAGCAAAAAGCAAUUCUCCAGAUUGGUUUCCAAGAGUUCUCGACAAAAUGACUGUCUGUUUUGACCCGAAGGAGAAACUUGAUUACGAUUUGUGUAAAUCCUACAGCGUGAAGUCACAAGAUUUUGAAAUUGCAAAACGGCAAAAGUUCGACUUAAAAGUUGUUAAUCUUUUGAAUCUCUUUCUCUCGCGCCAAUCAGGCGAAUUGUACCUUGUGGGUCACGGUAGCUAUGGUUUCAAAGUUUUGCAAUCUGAGUUGCGGCGCCUCGGAAAAAGUUUGGAUAAAGUGGAUGAACGUCAGGUGCACUUCGUGGAUUCAGAAGAAAUUUUCAAAAAAAUACAACCAGGAAAAGAUUCCUCUUUGAGCCGAAUUUGUGACGAGAGUUUUUCUCAAGGAAUGCCACAAUGUGCCACUACAGAAGAACGGAAUAAGUUUUUGAUUAAAGUUGUGCUUAAAAACCUAGACAAGUUUUUCGACAAUUUUAACCCAAACUUUUCAACUGUGCCGAAACAGAAAAGUGAAAGUGCUGAAACAACUUCUGAGCUCGACCAAGGCAUUUCUUCUGGCGAAUUUGAGCCCACGCAGACUCAUGUAUAUUUCGACUUGGAGACGACGAGGCUUAGAAAUUCCAAAAUUACUGAGAUUUGUAUGGUGGCCGUCCAUAUUGAUUCUAUGAAAACACCAACACCUGACUCUCUACCGAGAAUUGUCGACAAAAUGGUUCUGAUAGUCGAUCCGGGUGAAAUGAUUGAGCAAAUAGCUUCUGAAUUAACAAAAUUAAAUAACCAUAUCAUUCGAGAAAGCUACAAACCGAAGUUUAACGCCGAAACGACCAAGAUUAUGGCAGAGUUUUUAAGGAGGCAAAUCUCUCCUAUUUGUUUGAUCGCGCAUAAUGGGAUGAAAUUUGACUUCCCGUUGCUAAAGAACCACAUUCUUGCUUCUAAUUCAAACGAAAGAGUUUUCUCAGGUAUACGAUAUGCUGAUUCAGUUCGUGGCAUGAGGCAACUACAUAGUGGUCCUCGUCAAUCUUUUCAACUGCAGAAAGUUUAUCAACGUACAUUCCCACAAUCCAUCGCAACCAAUCAGCACCAGGCAGAGAAUGACGUCAUCAAGCUUUUGAAAAUUGUGUGUUCUGAUUCUAAGCUGUGCGCUUGGCUCAAUAGUAACUACGUGGAACUUACAGACAUUUUGGUGUAGCGAUUUCUGCAUCUCGCUUCUUUCUUCCAAUUAAAUGUAAAUAUUUUUAAUUGUAAGCGUGUUCUAACAACUGUCGUUUUGUCGCCAUAUUCGGUAUUUUUGUUAUAUAACUAUUGUUUAAUCUUUGCUACCGUAAUCGAGAGACAAAUAAAAUGUUUUGAAAUGAUAUAUUUUUUCUAAGUUCGCAAUUUAAAGUAGGCAAGCAGCAAUGCAUUAUAAUUCUCCUUGAACACAAAUA
Messenger RNA from Ciona intestinalis (vase tunicate), 2083 nucleotides. RefSeq lists its product as uncharacterized. The record is from RefSeq and is a predicted model, not a curated record. Lineage: Eukaryota; Metazoa; Chordata; Ascidiacea; Phlebobranchia; Cionidae. Gene Ontology annotation, biological process: DNA catabolic process. Gene Ontology annotation, cellular component: cytoplasm. Gene Ontology annotation, molecular function: nucleic acid binding; 3'-5'-DNA exonuclease activity.